Molecule: messenger RNA, 1263 nt
Organism: Aspergillus niger
Lineage: Eukaryota; Fungi; Ascomycota; Eurotiomycetes; Eurotiales; Aspergillaceae
Exons: 1
Coding region: 1-1263 (420 amino acids)
Cellular component (GO): cytosol; COP9 signalosome
Source: RefSeq, a predicted model, not a curated record
AUGGCUUCCCAAAAAAUCACCUCCGCCCUCGCGGAGAUCGAAUCCUCCGCGAACCCCCAAAACAAGCUGCAGCUCUACAACAACCUCCUCAGCGACAUCGUAUCGACGUCCACAGAACCCCAGAUUUCUAGAGACCUAAUUUACUUUCUUGACUCCGUCCUCAGCGAAGACAUCAGCAUCGUCGCCGCCCGCCCCAUCCUCGACUCCUUCAUCGUCGUCCUCCGCAAACUCACCCAAGAAACCCAAAUCAGCGUCGGCCAACACGCCAUCACCCUCCUCCAAUCCCGAUCCACCUCUGUCGAAGAACAAGACGCGCAGAUCCGCGAGCUCCUCGCAGAUGCCUACGAAGCCGAAGGCCAGUACACCGACGCCGCAAAAGCCCUGCAGGGCAUCCACAUCGACAGUUCGCAGCGUCUGGUCUCCGACGCAGCCAAGGUGCGGCUAUGGAUCCGGAUUGUGAGAUACUACCUCGAGGAAGACGAUACCACAAGUGCGGAGGCUUUCUUGAACCGCAUCAAGAACCUACCGAGUAAGAUCGAGGAUCAUGAGUUGAAGCUACAUUUCAAGCUAUCCCAGGCUCGUAUAUUGGAUGCUCGCCGACGCUUUCUCGAUGCUAGUCAGGAAUACUUCAAUGUUAGCCUUGCGGCGGGAGUGGAUGAAGCGGAUCGAUUGCAGGCCUUGGCGGCUGCUAUUCGGUGUGCGGUGCUCGCUCCGGCCGGGCCGCAGCGGUCUCGGAUCCUCGCGACGUUGUAUAAGGAUGAUCGGUCGACGUCGGUGGAUGAGUUUGCUAUCCUGGAGAAAAUGUUCCUGGAUCGGUUGCUGACUCCAGAGGAGGUGGCUGCGUUCGCGCAGCGGUUGGCGCCGCAUCAGUUGGCUGUGACGGCUGAUGGGUCUACGGUGCUUGAUAAGGCUGUUGUUGAACACAAUUUGGUUGCGGCCAGCAAACUUUACGAAAAUAUUACGACUGAUGCGUUGGGUGCGAUCCUGGGGCUUCAAGGGAGCGGGGACUUCACGGCGGGGGAGAAGGCGGAAGAUUAUGCGGCGAGGAUGGUCGAGCAGGGUCGAUUGAAGGGGAGUAUUGAUCAGAUUGACGGGAUAAUAUACUUCGAUGGAGGAAAUGCGACUACAGGACAGCAUAUCCGGCAGUGGGAUGCUGGGGUGCAGGGUUUGGCCGAGGACGUGGAGAGAGUGGCUACCAGCAUUACCAAUGCGUUUCCAGUGAGUACUAUCAUUUCAGUACAAUUGUGGUCUACAGUGAGCUAA